Aspergillus pseudonomiae is the source of this 1149-nucleotide messenger RNA. Its product is annotated as SDR family oxidoreductase. The transcript has 5 exons. Bases 1 to 1149 code for a protein of 382 amino acids. NCBI's taxonomy places the organism in Eukaryota, Fungi, Ascomycota, Eurotiomycetes, Eurotiales, Aspergillaceae. The record is from RefSeq and is a predicted model, not a curated record.
AUGAGUCCUCUAACCGGCAAGGUCGCUUUCGUCUCAGGUGCCAAUGGCAUCAGUGGUUUCGCGAUCAUCGAGCACUUGAUUCGGCAGCCCAAGACCGAGUGGUCGAAGAUUAUUGUGACCUCCAGACGUCCUCUGGCGUAUUUCUGGCCCGACCCGCGGGUCGAAUUUGUGGCCGUAGACUUCCUCGACCCGGUAGAGAAGAUCGUCACAAAGUUGAGGGACAUCUGCGCGCCAGUUACUCAUGUGUACUUCACCUCGUACGUGCACCAUGACGACUUCAAAGUGCUGAAAGAAAAGAACAUACCUUUAUUCAAGAACUUCAUGGAUGCGGUGGAUGAAGUCUGCCCGAAUCUGGAACGGGUUUGCCUUCAAACUGGUGGGAAGUAUUAUGGCGCUCACCUCGGGCCCGUCAAGUUCCCUCUCUCGGAGGACAUGCCCAGAUACGACGACAAGGGCUACAACUUCUAUUACCCUCAGGAGGACUAUCUGAAGGAGGCACAGAAGAGACGAAACACAUGGUCCUGGAACGUGAUUCGCCCCAACGCAAUCAAUGGAUUUGCUCCCCACGCAAAUGGAAUGUCCGAAGCCCUGACCGUGGCUAUCUACAUGUUGAUCUGCCGGGAGCUCGGCCAGCCCGCCCAAUUCCCGGGUAAUGAGUAUUUCUGGAACUCCAUAGAUGAUAAUUCCUACGCGCCUAGCUUGGCCGAUUUGACCAUUUACGCUACGACGACGGACCGCUGCAAGAAUGAGGAUUUCAAUCAUUGUAACGGGGAUGUCUUCGUGUGGAAAUACCUGUGGCAAGAGGUUGCAAAAUACCUUGGCAUUGAGGCCCCCGAACCACAAUUUCACAAGGCCACCGGCCAAACCGAUACUCUUGACAACGAAAUCGACAUGGUAGAGUGGGCGAAAGACAAGCGUCCUGUCUGGGAGGCUGUGGUGAAGAAAUAUGGAGGCAAGCUCGAAGCCUUCGACUGGGGCACCUGGGGGUUCUUCAACUGGGCGACUGGCAAGUCCUGGUGCACAAUCUCGUCCGUUAACAAGGCCAGGAAGUACGGUUGGCAGCGAACAGAUGACACCCUCGAGACCUGGAUUGAGACUUAUCGGUCUUUUGAGAAUGCGGGUGUGUUGCCUAGCCACACUGCCCUCUAG